Orycteropus afer afer is the source of this 399-nucleotide messenger RNA. RefSeq names its product SWI5 homologous recombination repair protein (gene SWI5). Gene Ontology annotation, biological process: double-strand break repair via homologous recombination. Lineage: Eukaryota; Metazoa; Chordata; Mammalia; Tubulidentata; Orycteropodidae. The transcript is spliced from 5 exons. The record is from RefSeq and is a predicted model, not a curated record. Gene Ontology annotation, cellular component: Swi5-Sfr1 complex; Swi5-Swi2 complex. The coding region runs from base 1 to 399 and encodes 132 amino acids.
AUGUCCAGAGAAACCAUCCAGUCAGCCGACUCCAGGCCCAACCAGCCUUCUCUCGGAUUCUUCUCCAGGACCCAACCCGGACUCUCCAAAAGUUGCCGCGGGGCCUUCCGAUCCCCUCGGCCAUCUCCCAAGUCUGGCCAGGCUGAUGGGGCCAUUGAGGAUUCUCAGCAGCUUGACAUUCAGAAACUGAAGGAGAAGAGGGACAUGCUGGACAAGGAGAUCUCCCAAUUAGUAUCUGAAGGCUACAGUGUGGAUGAACUGGAGGACCACAUCUCCCAGCUCCACGAGUACAAUGACAUCAAGGAUGUAGGCCAGAUGCUGCUGGGCAAACUAGCAAUUAUCCGAGGUGUCACCACCAAAGAGUUAUAUCCAGAAUUUGAUCUAGAUGUGAAUGACUGA